This is a messenger RNA of Striga asiatica, 708 nucleotides long. The record is from the annotation of a GenBank genome assembly. Lineage: Eukaryota; Viridiplantae; Streptophyta; Magnoliopsida; Lamiales; Orobanchaceae.
AUGGUGCCAGUGGAAAAUAAAAACCAAACUCACCACGAACUCUUCCGUUGGACCUCAUAUGAGCAUCAUCGGGUAAAAACUGCUCCAGAAUAUCUCGAAGCACAGCCUAUUGCAGAAGAAAACACUCGUAGUCGAUGUAACAACAAUACCCCAAGGCGAAAUGCAGUCCCACGAAGCCUACAAUCUUCAGCCAAUAUCUUGGUAGCUUUAAGUGCAUCGUCCAUGCUAGCCCCAGAUGCAAUCACUGCACACACAAUAGCACCAGCAGACGAACCAGCCAGUGAUGUGAACUUCAAUGUCACGAGUAGCACGCUCAAUAUCUCUCAGACAAAUAUCAUAGCAGUGUCAAAGCACAAAGGAAACAGAAGCCCGGCGGCUGAAAAACUAAAACCGGGGCUAGUAACCUCCUUGCGCCGCCGCUCGGCCUCCACAUCCUCCACCAUUUGCUCCCACACCACGUCCGGCUGGACCGGGUCCUCUACCACGGCGCCGAUUCUCUCCUUCCUCCGGCGCCGCCACCACCACUCCAUCUGCCUCUCCUCGUCCGCGAACAUCUCCACCGCCGGCACUUCGCAGUCCUCUAUUCCAUCGACGAUUGACCCACUCUUCUUCAAAAUCCGCGACGCGAUUCCGAGGAAGAGCUCGCCGGUGGCCGCGGCCAACGACUUCUUCUCCGACGGCGGCGGCGGUGGUGGUGAGGCGCUGUAG